AUGGCAGCCUGGAGCACGACGGGGUUCUCCCUGGCAACCCUCGGCACCGGCGUUUACCACUGCCUUGGAAGCUGCCUUGGCGUGGCAGGUGGCACCGGCGACACGGGUGCACAGGCAGGCUCUGUUCACAGGCCUGAGUUGGAGACCAUCAGUGACAAAGAGGACCUGGUGGAGAAGGCUAGCAUGUGGGUCAGGGAUAAAGAGUGCCUUGAGAAGAAAGUCAGCGUGGGAGAAGCUCACCUACAGGGCACAUCAGAAGACAUCUUCAAGUGGAACGGAAGGCUUUCUCCAGGCCCCUGCCAGAGGACGAGGUCACCUGGUGGGCAGGCUGACUCUUGGGGGCACCCGUUGGGAAUCCUGCAGGGCCAAAAAGAGACCAAUAGUGCAGAGCAUAUGCAGGGUCCCCCCCACCAGCGCUGCCCUGUGGUGACCCUCGAGCCGGCCCCCCUGCCGGUGACACCGCCGCUGUCCCCACAGCCCUCUACCCUGGCCAGCAGCCGCUCCGAAAAGGGCUCGUCAUGGUCCAGCCGCUCCCUGGGCGCCCGGUGCCGCAACUCCGUUGCCUCCUGUCCAGACGAACAGCCCCACAUUGGCAACUACCGUCUUCUUAAGACCAUCGGCAAGGGCAACUUCGCCAAGGUCAAGCUGGCCCGGCACAUCCUCACGGGCAGGGAGACCUUGGCCACACGGAGUGACGUGGAUCCACCUUUCCUCCGCAGCUAUAAAGGGCCAUUUCAAGGGCUGAAGGAGAACCCGUUCCUUCGGUUCAGGACCUUACGCCUGGGGUUGCCGUUUCCUCCCAGCCCCACAUUUUUAUCCUUUUGCUGCAUUUCAAGCCUGAUGCAGUUCCUCGUAGUUUGUCGGAUCCCAAACUUUUGGGGCAUGACAUGGCCUCACCUUCCCACCUUCCGGCCUCAGAUCUCUUCAAAGCACCACAUGCUCUUCAGAGAGGUGAGGAUCAUGAAGGGAUUGAACCACCCCAACAUCGUGAAACUCUUUGAGGUGAUCGAGACAGAGAAGACCCUCUACCUGGUGAUGGAGUAUGCCAGUGCCGGAGAAGUCUUUGAUUACCUGGUUUCCCAUGGCCGCAUGAAAGAGAAAGAAGCUCGGGCCAAGUUCAGACAGAUUGUCUCGGCUGUGCACUACUGUCACCAGAAGAACAUCGUACACAGAGACCUGAAGGCCGAAAACCUCCUGCUGGAUGCUGAUGCCAACAUUAAAAUAGCCGACUUUGGGUUCAGCAACGAGUUCACGCUCGGCUCCAAGCUGGAUACCUUCUGCGGGAGCCCCCCCUAUGCCGCGCCAGAGCUCUUCCAGGGCAAGAAGUAUGAUGGGCCGGAGGUGGACAUCUGGAGCCUGGGGGUCAUUCUUUACACCCUCGUCAGCGGCUCCCUUCCUUUCGAUGGGCAGAACCUCAAGGAGCUGCGGGAGCGCGUGCUGCGUGGCAAGUAUCGUGUCCCCUUUUACAUGUCCACGGACUGUGAAAACAUCCUGAGGCGCUUCUUGGUACUGAAUCCUGCCAAGCGCUGCACCUUGGAGCAAAUAAUGAAGGACAAGUGGAUCAACAUUGGCUACGAGGGGGACGAGCUGAAGCCCUACCGGGAGCCCGAAGAGGAUUUUGCCGAUACCAAGCGCAUCGAAGUCAUGGUGGGCAUGGGAUACACCCGAGAAGAGAUCAAGGAAGCCUUGUCCAACCAAAAAUACAACGAGGUCACAGCCACCUACCUCCUGCUGGGCAGGAAGAACGAGCAGGUGGAAGGGGGGGAGUCGCGCACAGGCAGCAGCCUCUCCCUGGCCCGGGUGCGGCCGCCCAGCGAGGUCUCGAACGGCACCAGCAAGUCCUCCUCGCACUCCAAAAGCCAACGGAGCUCUUCCACUUAUCACCGGCAGCGGCGGCACAGCGAUUUCUGUGGCCCUUCCCCUGCCCCCCUCCAUCCCAAGCGGAGCCCGACCAGCACCGGAGACGGGGAGCUGAAGGAGGAGCGGAUGCCAUCGCGCAAGGCCAGCUGCAGUGUGGUCAGCAGCGGCCGAGGGGGCAUCCCUCCUUCCAGCCCCAUGGUGAGCAGCGCAAAUAACCCCAACAAAUCGGAGAUCCCUGACCGGCGCAAGGACAGUGCCGUCAACACGAAUAAUAUCCCGUCCAGUAUGAUGACCCGGCGGAAUACCUACGUGUGCACGGAGAGACCUGGGGGGGACCGCCACUCCCUGCUCCAGAACGGGAAAGAGAACAGCUCCGGCACCAGUCGGGUGCCCCCGGCCUCCCCCUCCAGCCACAGCAUUGCCACUUCCUCCACCUCUUCCGACCGCAGCCGACUCUCACGCGGCACCAACAUCCGCAGCACCUUCCACGGAGGCCAAGUUCGGGACCGGCGUGGGACCGGCGUGCAAAAUGGGCCGCCCCCCUCUCCAACCCUCUCCCAUGAAGCCCCCCCUCUGCCUCAGAGCCGCAGCCGGGCCACCUCCAACCUGUUCAGCAAGCUGACGUCAAAACUCACACGGAGGGUCGCAGACGAACCUGAGAGAAUCAGGGGACCUGCGCUCACAAGUUGCAAUCUACCUUGGCAUCAAAAGGAAGCAGAACCCCGGCUGCUCCGAUUUACCUGGAAUGUGAAGCUCACUAGCACCCGCUCCGCCGAGGCCAUCCUAGCCGCCCUCUGCCAGGCCACGGACUCUGCCAACUGCUGCCGCCGCCAGACAGAGCCCUUCGUCCUCUCCUGCACCCACGAGAAGACCCCCAGCGAGCACUUCUGUUGCUUCGAGGUGGAGGUCUGCCGGCUGCAGCGGCUGGGGGGGCUCCACGGGGUGCUCUUCCGUCGCCAGGCCGGCACUUCGCUGGCCUUCCGUAGCUUGGUGGCCAAAAUUACAGACCAGCUGCAACUCUAGGGGCGGGCCUGGGCCUGGGCCCGCUCUUUGCAUUGACUGACCCACAGGCUGGGGAACUGCACGGGGUGAGGGCAUGGCCCCGGUUGCCCUCCGAUCUAUCCCUCUAGGGCCUGGGUGGUCCUUGGGCUUAAUUUUGCGCCAGCCAGGACCAGGAGCUGCCCUGGAAGGUGCCUGCCAACCUGUCAGUGGUGCUAGGGAUGGGGGCAGGCCAGAGGACGGGAAGGGGGGAGGGAGGGGAAGAGGAAGAGGAAGAGGGGCUGGUGGGGAAGAGUGCUUUGCUUCUCCUCCAGCACCUCCCCGGGUGGGGAAAGGCUGGCCUGCCUUCCCUUUUCCAGAGUCAUGCUGGGGGGCAGGAGCUGUUGUGCCCCUUUCCUCAUCCAUUGUAAAAAGGGGACCCUCUGCCCAUAGUGCUGUUGCCAUGAGCCACGAUCAUUCUCUCUCCCACUUUUUGUUCAUUGGCAUCUAAACUCCAGGAGCCAAAACGCUUUCAUUUCCCCAAAU
Molecule: messenger RNA, 3384 nt
Organism: Python bivittatus (Burmese python)
Lineage: Eukaryota; Metazoa; Chordata; Lepidosauria; Squamata; Pythonidae
Source: RefSeq, a predicted model, not a curated record